UAAUCGAAGAAUAAAAGUGAAAUCUUAAGUGGUUCUCCCGGGCGGAAAUAGUAAUGCACUAUUUGUUUUGGAACCGCGUCAGAUCUUGGGUUAAUACAGGUGCUAGCUGUCAAAAAAAAAUUGUACCGAUGAUAAUUAUCUAAUUACACCGAUUUAUCAUACGAAUUGCUCAUAAAAGCCAUUAGUUCGAUUAUUAAACGAUGGAAAAGCAACCGCUGACUACAGGAAACGAUAAACCUCCGUCUUACGCAGCAGCCACUGCGCCAAUAACUAAUUCUUCAUGGCAACCACAGCCAGGUUACAAUGCAACACAAUCUGCAGGGUCUACUUCAUGGCCUCCACCUGCAGGGUAUUAUCCUAGCGCAAGUGGAACUAAUAAUCAUAAUUAUGUACCUUCCUAUGGUUCUACACAAUCAACCACUAUACUUAUGCCAGAAAUAAUUUUAGUUGGAGGGUGUCCUGCAUGCAGAGUGGGUGUAAUGGAAGAUGAUUUUACAUGUCUGGGACUACUAUGUGCAAUCCUGUUCUUCCCAUUAGGGAUAAUAUGCUGCUUACUAUUAAAGACUCGACGUUGUUCUAAUUGUGGUGCCUAUUUUGGUUAAUGUGUUACAUAUUACAGUCUUAAUUUUUAUGCUAUCAUUGUGUAGAUAUGGAGGAAUUAGUGGUUAAUUAAUUAACCAGAAAAAAUUAAUUUUUUACUAGUAUUGUGCAUCCACGUAAUUAUAUAUUUAAACUAACAUUAUAAGAGGAAGUAGUGUUCCAAUGAUCAGGGAUGUGUACAAUAAUUGGUAACUUAGUUAAUUGUGGGAAACACAAGUUUGUAAAAUAUUGACAUACAAUUAAGGGGUUCCUCUACACAUUUAAGACUUUGUUGAUUUAAGACAAUUUAAGUGGAGCUUGUGCUAUUUUGUAAACUUUAUGCAGAAAGUUCUGAUUAAUAUUGUUGCAUUUUGUUAUAACAUAUGUUACUUUAUUACUAUAAUGAAUAAUGAAAGAGUUUAUAUCUGUAUCUAUUUAUAUAAUUGCAUAUUUCAAAAUGUAGAUAUACCAUAGUUUCUAGGUAUGUAUAUUUUUAUCAGGCGAUAAAAGAAGCAAUGGAUACUGUGAAAUAGUUAUGUACCAUGUACUUAGAAUAUGUUUCUAAUGACAAAAAAGCUAUCUCAAACAGAUUUCAUUGAAAUUCUUCUAUACCUAAUAUCUACAUAGAAUUAACAUAUAAAGUAUUUUAAAAUACUUCUUAAAAUAACUUGUCAAAGCUUAUAUAUUUUAUGAAAAAUAAAUUCAAUGAAGUUUGUGCCUUAUAUCACUGUAAAACAGUCUCCUGAUACAAAAUUAUACGUAAUAUGUUUUUAAAAAUACGUUUGAAUCUCAAAGGAAAUGUCAGCAAGUCUUUUUCCUAAAUGCAAUCAAUUUUAUAAAAGAUGUGUGAGUGUAUAAUGAAACUUAUUAAUCACUCGCAUUACAAUUUAUAUUUUUAAAAAUAAAACAGUAUUUAACUGUAUUGGAACCAUUUUAAGCUAUUAUAAAUAUCAUUUCUACUUGUUACAUUGGUCCAGAUCUGACUUUUAAAGGAAGUUUUUCCUAAUAUUAUGCUGACUAGAUUCAAACGAAAAGAAUAAUAUGCUCUGUUAUGCAAACCAAUGUACUAGAACAUUAAAUAUGUACCUGAAAAUAUGAAAUAUUUUUCUAAUAUUGGAAGCUAUUAAUGAUUCAUCUAUAAACAAAAAAACAUGUUUGGCUUGUCUAAAAACAUAUUUGUAUAAAAAAAUGAAGUUGUUAUUAAAAUUAUCAUUGUUAUUAAUAUUUAAAAUGAAUUAUUAGAUCACCAAAAAUAUUUGAUACGGGGAAUUAGCGAUAUUUAAAAGUUAUAGGCAGAGGAAAAUCUGCACUCAUAGAAAGUUUUUUCAAAUUUAAAAUCUAUUGUGUAAACAUUGUGUAACUCACAAAAACAUACAUAUAUCCAUAGAUAAGUGUCGAGUAUUAUUCGUUAAACAGUAUAGUCAAUGCUCGAUUAUAAAUAAAUUAUUUUUAAAAAUUUAUUUUUUUCAUCAAACAUAAAAACUAAUAUGUUUCACUAUUACAAAUUAUGAAUAGUGUUGUUGAUAAUUUAUAAGGAAUGUUUUUGUGAUUGAAGUUUGGUACUGAUUGGUGGUUGUAAUUUAAGAAAGUCUCAUCCCAAUGAUACUUGACACCAUACACGCGAUACGUAAAUGAUACAUUCGCAAUGCAUAUUCAUUUAUGCAUAUACGACCCAAGUAUUUUGUUUUCGUCGCAUUAUUGGAGUCUAUAUAAUCAUUAUCGAUCAUUGUAUCAUCAAUCUCGUAAAAAUAUUACAUACAAUAAUUUUCAAUUUUUGUUCAUUUUCAUUACAUAAUCAGUAAUAAGCAAUUUUGAUUGAUUAGCAUUGAAAAAUAUUUACAACUGGCUCUAAGCAUCCAGUUUCUUCUCAGAAUAUUUGUAGUGCGUCAAAGUUCCUAGAAGAGAUUGAAUAUCAUUCAAUUACGUGUUAAGGACAAAAAUUAUUGGUGACUGCAUUUGCAUAUAUGUAACUUAUUAUUGGACGUAAUAAAAUUAUGUAAUAGAAUCCAUCUCAAAUAAUGCAUAGCUCCACCAAAAGUACCAGCUAUUACCAUUACCGGUAACGAGCAUCAACAACUUGAAACAAUUUCGAUCUUGCGCAUCACCCUUAAAGAGAAAGUGAAGAAAACGUGUUAAAAUAACAAAUAUUAAAAAUAAAUAGUUUUAUUUCUGUAUAAGUCAUUAGUGAAGUCAUUAAAAAAGAUUGUUAUAGUAUCUAA
Messenger RNA from Bombus pyrosoma, 2798 nucleotides. RefSeq names its product brain protein I3. Bases 201 to 602 code for a protein of 133 amino acids. The record is from RefSeq and is a predicted model, not a curated record. The transcript has 3 exons. Lineage: Eukaryota; Metazoa; Arthropoda; Insecta; Hymenoptera; Apidae.